GAAUGGUGCCUCGACAAUGCACAGGGAAUACAGCUGCAGGUUGGAGUUUCUGCGUUAAAAGGAGAUGCAUGCUUUGCACAGGGUGUAGUUAAGCUGGAAAUCUCAUUGCCACAGGGUUUUAUGGAUGCCAGAUUUUUAUGUUUGUCUGCAAAGCAAAGAAAUUCACGUGAAAAAGGAGCCACCAUGGGGAAUUAAACACAAAGAUACAGGGAAAUCCUUGAGAAAAGGGUCACCAGGGGCUGGAAAACCAAUAGGGAAGCACUGCUCUCAUGUUCACUUACUCUUUCCUCUUUUUGUUGGGCAUCUGCUAUUACCCACUGCAGGAUUAGCAACAGGAUCUUCAUUCUUUUAAAUGAUCCUGUACUGACAGCACCUGUCAUGAGCUCUGGAGAGAGCUGGCUUCAGUCCUCUGCCACAUGCUUACUGUGUAACCUCUUUUUCCUUCCAUUUUGAAAACAGAAAUCAGAGCAUUUUCCAUCCUCUGUCAGGGUUGAAACCUGCUUACAGUAGGCUUGGGAAGUGCUUACAAAUGCAGGGGGAGUUGUGUGUGUUGGUGCCCAGUGUUGCCAUGGAGCCAGGUUUUGUUGAUGGACUUGCGCUGGCCAGGGUGCCAUGGGCCGACAGCAGAUGCUGGUGACAGUGGUGGGGCUGCUCCAGGACACAGCUUUCCACAUGGCCAAGUGCAUGGCAGAGGCUCUGAAGCUGAAGUUUCCAAGCAAGUUUGCAGAUCCUGUAAUACAGCCUUUAGUAGAAUUUGCAUGGCAUGAAUAUUUACAGGAGAAAAAGAAGGAACUGAGAGGUGAGGUGUGGGGAUACACCGCCUCGGUGAUGUGCUUUCUUGAUGGCCGGCUGCUGGGGGAUGAGAAGAAUCUGCUCGAGUGGUCUUCCCUUGAGUGGGGCUAUCGUGACCAUAGGCCUGAGGCACUUUACCAAGCAACUGCUGAGGACUUCUACAGCAAAUAUCUGAAAAGCACCCAGCAUGUGUUCGUGUACCUGGAGAUAGCCAUUGAGGAACAGCUCAUUGGGAGGCUGAUCUUUGAGCUCUUUUCAGAUGCAUGUCCCAGGACCUGUGAGAACUUCCGGGCUCUGUGCAUUGGAGGAGCAAAGUCUCGCUGUGACGGCCGAGAGCUCACCUACAAGAACUCCCUUUUUCAUCGCAUAGUGAAAAAUGGGUGGAUCCAAGGAGGAGACAUCAUCACCGGGAAGGGAGACCAAGGAGAAUCAAUUUAUGGUCCCACCUUUGAAGAUGAAAGCUUCUCUGUCCAUCACAAGGGAAGAGGGAUCCUUGGGAUGGCCAACAAGGGCCGCCACACCAAUGGGUCGCAGUUCUACAUUACCUUCCAGCCAUCUCCCUACCUGGACAAGAAAUAUGUGGCUUUUGGGCAACUGAUCGAGGGCACGGAGGUCCUCCAGAGACUGGAAGCCGUACCUACGGAUAAUGAAAGGCCUAAGGUACCCUGCAAGAUUACAAACUGUGGGACCUUUGAGCCAUGAUCAGCAGCUGGUUUUCCUGCCUGCUGAAAGGUAGAGCACAGUUUUCUACUCAACUUUUUACAGACCUUGAUGACUUUCACUUAAAGCAAAAAUAAAAGCACUUCUUGCA
Molecule: messenger RNA, 1603 nt
Organism: Pezoporus flaviventris
Lineage: Eukaryota; Metazoa; Chordata; Aves; Psittaciformes; Psittacidae
Gene: PPIL6
Product: peptidylprolyl isomerase like 6
Exons: 8
Coding region: 613-1494 (293 amino acids)
Biological process (GO): protein peptidyl-prolyl isomerization
Molecular function (GO): peptidyl-prolyl cis-trans isomerase activity
Source: RefSeq, a predicted model, not a curated record